GGCCUGGCCGGAGCCCCCCAGCCUCGCCACUGCGGAGGGUCCAUCCUCUCCUCCCUCCCCCCAACACCUCCCCAACCCUCCCGCCCGCGCCAAACCACCCCUCCCCAAGGACAGCGGGGGCGGGGGAGGGGUGGUCACUGCGGCAGGAGCCGGGCGGGGGCGGGGCCAGAGCGGACAGCCCCGCAGGGAAGGGGGGGCAGAGCCCCCGCCCCGCCCCCCGCGCGCUCCCGCCAGUGCGAGCGCGCGUUGCCAUGGUGGCGCAGCGUCCGUAGUCCGAGCCCCGCAGGCGAGCCGGGCCUGAGGCAGCCCGAGCCCGGACUGACCGCGGACGGUCUGGGAUCGGCCGGGCGCCGAGCGAGCCCCGCGGCCGGCCUCACGCACCCCGCCGCCAGCCCCGGCGCGGUCUCGGUCCCCGCCACCAGGAGCCCCGUCCUCGGGCGGCCGCCGAGCCCCCCGCCCCUGCUGCAAGGCGGCCCCGGGCCCGGAGCCCCCGGCCGUCCCAGCGCCGCCAUGGACGCCGAGCUGGCCCAGCCGCUGCAGCAGCAGCUCUACGGGGGUCCGGGGGACGAGGAGGAGGAGGAGGAGCUGGACUUCUACGACUUCGAGCCGCUGCCCGCCCUGCUGGAGGACGAGGAGAAUGUGUCGCUCGCCGACAUCCUGUCCCUGCGGGACAGCUGCCUCACGGAGCAGGACAUCUGGGCCGUGUGCUUGGAGUGCAGCCGUUCCCUGAGGAGCAUCGCCCACUCUGCCAUCUUCCAGACACUGUGCAUCACCCCGGACACGCUGGCCUUUAACACCAAUGGCAACGUGUGCUUCAUGGAACAGCUCAGUGAUGAUCCUGAAGGUGCCUUCGUUCCUCCAGAGUUUGACAUAACAGGGAAUACUUUUGAGGCCCACAUCUACUCUCUGGGGGCGACCCUGAAAGCUGCCAUUGAGUAUGUGAUAGAGCCUGAGCUAGAGCCAAAGUUCUGUAAGGACCUGGAGACCCUCCUGGACCAGAUGCAGGAGGAGAGUCCCAGCAGCAGGCCCGACAUUGAGAGCAUCAUCACCCUGUGCGAGGGGAAGGUGCAGGCGGCCUCCUCCUGUCAGAUCUGCCGAGACCUGUCCGCCGUCGGGAGAAGAGUGCUUUCCAUCGAGUCCUUCGGGACUUUUCAAGAUGUGAAUGAGAACAUGUGGAGGGGGAGGACGGGCCCCAGGACCCAGCUGGAGGAGAAGCGCUCGGAGGGGGUCGCCCCUGCUGGAGCAGACCCGCAGGGUGGGGACGGCGGCCCCACGGCCCAGAGAAGUCUGCCUCCGAGGCCUCCGGCCGGCGACAAAAACGACCCAGAGAGCUUCUCGAAGGAAAAGCUGGCCAGCUUCUUCCUGGACUCGGGCUACUCCCACAGUGACCCGGACAGGGGGCUCCUGAAGAAAAGCCGCCUGAGAAAAAUCCAGACAUUUCCACGCCUCCUCAUGGAGGCCCCCGAGUCCAACAACUUCUGUGUGUCCUUGACCGCCGGGGGAUCUCUGACCAGGAAGAAUCAGCCCCCUGCCUCCGAAUUCUUUCCUCCAGACUACAGGAAGAUCUUCCCAGAGGGGAAAAACGGGCCUUUCCCCAUCAAGGCCCAAGCCAAGCACCGACUUAGGUCCGAGCGCUUGGCCGACCCCCCGGGGGAGAGGUCCCGGUCUCCCCCGCGGGAGCGAGCCAUUGGUACUCGAGGAGGUGGCGAGGGGUAUGACGGCGGCAGUGGAGGCCACGGGGAGAAGCGUGCUCGGCCUGGGCCUGGAGAAGCAGCUCCUGAUGGCACAGAGACAGCGGUCGACGCCGAAGUUCCCGGAGGACCCAGCAAAAAUGCACCGCAGGAUCCGAACUUAAGGAUGAAUCCUGGGGCCCCAGAAAGGGCCCCCCCAGAGAACAUGGGCCCCCCAGAGAACACGGGCCCCCCAGAGAACGCAGGGAUGGCGGACAGUCAGGAAGAACCCAGCCCGGGAGGUGGAGUGCUAGAUGGCACCAGCGGCGAGCAGUGGGUCUCUCUGCAGGAGCUCCUGUGCAGGCUGGGGAGGCCCUUUGGGGAGUACGAGCUGUGGGCGCUGUGUCGAGAAGCUUUGUUCACCCUUCAGAGCUACAUAGAAUACCCAGGUAAGCUCCCGGUCUCCCGGAUCUGGCUGGUGGAGCCCCCGCGGCGGGCCUGACCCGGCAGCCCGUGCCCCCGAGGCUGACUCGGCCGCUGGCCCGGCCCCCCCACAAGCUCCAGGGCCCGGAGUAAUGCAGGACUUAGGCGGUGGAGGCCGCUUCCGAGAGCCGUGCCCUGGGACGAGGAGAGCGAGGCAGGAAGGGACGCCGGGGGGAGGGGGUGCAGAGGAGCCAGCGCUUCAGUCCUCCAACAGCUAUUAAGUGCCUGCUGUGUGCAAGACACCUGGCAAGGCACGGGAUUCCCAGGUCAAAAGUACACUUUUUGGCCAGACUUCUCCGGCUCCGGGACCACGAGGAGAGUGCUCGGCUGGGCAUAGAACGGGGUCCCCAGUCAAAGACCCUCCGUUAGCCCCUGCCCAGCCAACUUCCCCCUCCCCAAGGUGGCCCAGACAGCCUGGGCCGGUCACUGCCCACAAAGGCGCCCUCGGUCUUCGCUUUAUAAGUCCUUCCACCUUAUUUAAUUCUUGGUUCCAGAUACUCCCCCCCUCCCCCCCCCCAUCUGCUGAGAAAACAAGAACUGGUCACACUUAGGAAAUCAUGCAAAAUAUAUGUCCACAUAAGUCAUAAUCUAGGGAGG
Molecule: messenger RNA, 2750 nt
Organism: Sarcophilus harrisii (Tasmanian devil)
Lineage: Eukaryota; Metazoa; Chordata; Mammalia; Dasyuromorphia; Dasyuridae
Product: kinase non-catalytic C-lobe domain-containing protein 1-like
Exons: 7
Coding region: 511-2172 (553 amino acids)
Biological process (GO): small GTPase-mediated signal transduction
Molecular function (GO): guanyl-nucleotide exchange factor activity
Source: RefSeq, a predicted model, not a curated record